Centruroides sculpturatus (bark scorpion) is the source of this 684-nucleotide messenger RNA. RefSeq lists its product as uncharacterized. The record is from RefSeq and is a predicted model, not a curated record. NCBI's taxonomy places the organism in Eukaryota, Metazoa, Arthropoda, Arachnida, Scorpiones, Buthidae. The coding region runs from base 1 to 684 and encodes 227 amino acids. Gene Ontology annotation, molecular function: oxidoreductase activity. The transcript has 2 exons.
AUGACAAAAGAGCGCUAUGAUGUGGUAAUAAUUGGCGGGGGAAUAAUCGGAGCCAGCAUUGCAUAUAAGCUUGCUCGUUACAAGUUGAAUAUACUAGUUCUUGAAAAGAAUCCUUAUCUAGCGGAGGAAACUUCAUCAGCAAAUUCAGCUGGUCAUUAUGCUGACAAGAUUGCUAAGUUAGCAUCUCAAGGAAAUUUUGAAUUAACAGCUCGUCGUGGAGAGUACAAAAUUUUAUCUCGUAGCGAAUCUAGCUGUCUCAAAGCGGUUUAUUUUUUGGUACCAACUAUCCAUGGCAAGGGAGUGUUAGUGGCGCCGCUCUUAAACGGGAAAGUGUUAGUGGGGCCUACUUCUGAAGAUAGUGUCCCAAAAUCUGAUACACGAGUAACCACUAGUAAAAAACAAGCUGAAAUUAGCAAAAUUGGUCGUCUUCUAUUGCCUAAACUGAACAUGGAUAAGGUGGAAAUGACUUUUGCUGGUUCAAGGCCAAUUUACAGCAAAACGGAUGAUUUUCUCAUUGGAUAUGGAAAUAACAAUAAAAAUUUUAUCAAUGUAGCUGGUAUGCAGUCACCUGCAAUUGCAUCAGCUCCGGCAAUUGCAAAUGAGGUAAAAAUGUUGCUAGCAUCUAAUGGCAGUAAACUUCAAAAAAAUCCGCUUUUCCAAGCUCGUUAUACACUGAUGUAUUAA